GACUAAAAUAAAAAUGUAAUUUCCAUUACUUGUUCUAGGCUAUUGGACAAUCCAAUAUAUUUUUAAACAAACAAUCACUUUUGUAAUAAAAUCUCAAAUAUGAGAUGAGAUUUAAAAGCAGUCGUUCAUCCUCAUAGAGGCUCCAUGCAAGUAUGCACGAAAUAACACUUCACUUAACAGGUUCUUUGUAGAGUCGACAGCGGGCCCACAGUAAACAAUCGCGGACAGUCCUCGCCCGUGCCCCGCGAGAGCCGCGCGCCUCGACGACACCGCAAAUGACCUAACAGGUGUCUGUCAUACUAAUUUAAAUAUCGAAUGAGAAAAAAAAGAAACAAGAUUCGUUCGUUUGCUUUUUUUAUUAUAUUUUUUUUCUCACAAAGUUUUAAUGUACCGUUGUGUAAAUUCCGUUAUACGUGUGUAUUGUGCUGUGGGAUCCAAUGGACUGUUCUCGUGGAAAAUGGUUUUAGACGCUUGCAUCUCGCAUGUAUUCCGUUUUUGACGUUUACAUGACGUUUCUAUUUGGCAUCCAAAUGUGUGUUUAAAUGAUAGUGAAGUGACAAAACGUUAGUGUUGUGCCUAGUGUUGUUAUUAUGUCGUGAAAACAGCUGUUACUUACAAUGUAUCGGCCGAAUUUCUACGAGAGCACGUGCUUUCGUUGCAACGAGAUCGUCUACCAAGUCGAUAGGGUUGGACCGCUGAAGGACUUCACGUUUUUCCAUAGUGGCUGCUUCAAAUGCGCUGUUUGUGGGACCAAGUUGACGUUAAAGACAUACUACAACAACCAGCACUGGACGGAAGACAAAGAGGUGUACUGCUCGAGCCACGUGCCUAAGAUCGGUCCGGGCCACCUGGACAACUCGUCCGUGGGCAUCCGCAGCGCUCUCAACGUUCCCCGGAGCAACAACUACGUCAACGAACAGAUCCGGGGCCUAGCCAGGAACAGCCACGAUAAUGAAUUCCUGUCAGCGGUAUCACCGACCCGCACGACGAACGGCAGCGCGCACGCGUCGCCCGCGCGGGAGCUGUCGCGUGACACGCCCGACUACCAGUACGGGCGGUUCGACGCGAGCGCACUCCACAUAGCGCAUGCGCUCAAACAAACAGAACUGCAGAAGGCAUACCACAGGCCGAGGGAGAAGCCUAUUGACUGCUAUCUGGAUCGCGAUGAACAAACCAAAUUGGAAAUGAAACACAGACAGGAGGAAGACGACUUGUACAGAAAAUUCUCGAAACAUCGCGAAGAAGAGAACAGAAGAAUACGAGAUGAAAUACAGGACGAAUGGGAGCGUGAACUGGAGAGGCUCACAAACCGGUUCCAGCAAGAGAUGCAAGUCAAGAAGAGGAGGCCGGACGCGGAGAUCGGAGCCCUGACGCUGCGCCACCAGCAGGAGAGGGCGGACCUGGAGAAGAAUAUGACCUUAAGGAGGGACAAGAAGAAGGAGAGUCUCACCAGGAAAAUGCUGGAGCAUGAGAGGGCAGCGACAGCAGCUCUCGUGGAGAAGCAGAGCCACGAGAUGAUGGAGCUGAUCCAGGAGCGUCGCUCGGAGUACAUGGCGGCGUCCUCGCUGUUCGUGGACGGUGAAGAGGCGCCGCCGUACCCCGCGCGCGCGCCGCCGCCGCUGCCGCCGCUCGUGUCCAAGUUCCACAUAUAUACCGAUCCCGCUGAGUUCGCUGAUGUCGAUAAGAUUGCUAUUUCUGUGGCACAAGAAGACCAAAAAACCUUCACAGAUCUGGUCCGGCAGCUUGUCGGGCGAUGCGCCAGCGACGUGGAGAAGGCGCGGACUAUCUUCCGCUGGAUCACUGUGAAGAACCUCAACAACAUCCAGUUUGACGACAACCUCCGAGGAGACUCGCCGCUCGGCCUGCUGCGGGGCAUCAAGCACGGGACCGAAAGUUACCAUGUUCUGUUUAAGAGAUUGUGCAGCUACGCGGGUCUCCACUGCGUAGUGAUCAAGGGCUACAGCAAGUCUGCGGGCUACCAGCCGGGGGUCCGCUUCGAGGACAACAGGUUCCGCAACUCUUGGAACGCGGUGUUCGUGGCCGGCGCCUGGCGCUUCGUGCAGUGCAACUGGGGAGCGCGACAUCUGGUCAACGCCAAGGAUGCGCCGAAGCCAGGGAACAGAGGGAAGAGUGAUAGCUUGAGAUACGAGUACGACGACCACUACUUCCUGACGGACCCCCGCGAGUUCAUCUACGAGUUCUUCCCGCUGCAGGCUGACUGGCAGCUGCUGAAGACGCCCAUCACUCUGCACGACUUCGAGGAGUUGCCCUUCGUGCGCUCGCUGUUCUUCAGAUACGGACUCUACUUCAGCGACCCUAAUACUAAGGCUGUCAUGUAUACCGAUUCGACUGGUGCGGCGACUAUGCGUAUAGCCAUGCCCGCACACAUGCAGAGCUCGCUGAUCUUCCACUACAACCUCAAGUUCUACGACACCGAGGGCGACGGCUUCGACGGCGUCAGCCUCAAGAGAUUCGUUAUGCAGUCGGUAGUAGGUAACGUGGUAUCGUUCCGCGUGCACGCCCCCUGCAGCGGCGCCUUCCUGCUCGACAUCUUCGCUAACGCCGUCACGCCGCGCGAGUACCUCACCGGCGAACCCAUGAAGUUCAAGAGCGUUUGCAAGUUCAAGAUAUGCUGUGCUGAACUUCAAACGGUGAUGGUCCCACUGCCAGACUGUGCGAGCGGGGAGUGGGGACCCACGAAAGCGACCAGACUCUUCGGCCUGGUACCUAUAACGCAUCAGGAGGCGCUGGUGUUCGCGGGUCGCGAGCUGGAGCUGCAGUUCCGCAUGUCGCGCCCGCUGGCGGACUUCAUGGCCACGCUGCACAAGAACGGCGUCGACGAGAAGCGCCUCUCCAAGUACGUGCAGCAGAACGUCGCCGACGACAUCGUGUCCUUCUAUAUCACCUUCCCUGAAGAAGGUCAAUACGGGCUGGAUAUAUACACGCGCGAGCGCGGCGGGCCCACAGCUAUCCACCAAAACGGCUCCACGGAGAAGGAGAAGCAUCUCCUCACACACUGCUGCAAAUACCUCAUCAAUAGCAGCAAACGAAACUAGACGACAUUGCUAGUGCUUACAGAUGUAUUAUAGACCUUAUGAUGUUUGAAAUAAGGUUCUUAAUGUUGAAUGCCAAGGAUCUUCUUGGUAAAGUAUGGGCUGACAGCGCCAUCUGUUAGUGCAAAAUGGAAUAAUAUGAAGAAAAUCAUUCUAUACAUUCAAUUCGGGGCGUCUGGUUAAUUCCUAAGGUUUUGAAGUUAAGAGAGCAUGCUGUUCUUAAAUAGUAAAUAGUCUUCCAAGGCAUGUUAUGAAACGCAAUUUUAAUGAUACGGAAUAAAUUUUUACCGAAUUGAAUGAAAAGGUUUGACUAAAUUCGGCUCGAGAGAGAUCAUCAGUAAGCACUUUAAGAACUUUGUUAAAUAUGUGUAAAGCAUUUCUUGUAUGAAACGUGUUCAGUAGCAGAAGCAAUGCAAUAGUAGUUUGUAGAUUCAUAUUGUCACAACCGUCGAUAUCGCGGCGCUAACAGGGGAAUUCCAUAGUCUGUCUGGAUUAUUAAAGUAAUUAUUGAUACAAAAAUACCAGCAAUUUUAAUUCAGACCAUGAAUUCCAUAAAAUUAUUAAGUUCUCAAACUUACUUUGGACGAGGAUUAGGUUGAAAUUAAAUAAAAAUCCAGAAAAAGAACGGAAAAGGACACUGGACAAAUUGAAAGAAAAACUAGACCCUUGUUGGCGCACGCGCGUUAAUACAACCAUACACAUGUCAAUUAAAAAAUAAAUAUACUCAAACCAUAGCAAGGUUGUGGAAAAGAGGUGUUCUGUAAAAUGUAAUGUUACAUAAAUGUAAGCUAUUUUAUAUGACUUUACCCAAAUGUAGAUACGUAAUAAUUUAGUAAUAAAAUCCGUCCGCUGAUAAAAAACAUUUAUUAUAGAUUUACGCUAACAUAUACAUAAAACAUAAUUUGUAAAUGAUAUUAUUCGAUAUUAUUUGAAUUUAAUUAGUUUAAGUACGGAAUAAGGUUGUGCGUGAGCAAUUUAAUUGCUUUUUUUGUACGUUAUUUUCUUUAUAUUUUUUGAAUAAUUUGUAAAAAAGAUUGAACCUUUUCUGUUAUGAGAUAUGCAUGAGAGCAGAUUAUUGUUGUGUUGUUACAUUCUCAACUCGUACUAAAAGUUUCGCUACAUUAAUGAGUUUUUGAUAUACAUUUUACAUAUAACUCAGAUUGCAUGUUAUAUUGCAUUUUUGUUUACAUUCUCUAGAUCUGAAAGCUUAGGACUGGUGCUAGCAAACUGGUGCGCGCCACUUUCAUUGAUCGUAAUUAGUUACAGAAUGUGUUGGAUCAUCUCAACUGUUCGAAUUCGAAUCACAAUUUUAAAAAACGACUUGUCAUCGACUAGCCAAGUCACUUGCCGAAGACAUCACCUGUUGCAAAGGAAGAAAAACUAGAAGCUCUCUUUGACAUCUGCUAAUCACCAGCCUAAGCCUUGACAUUUUGUGUCUAUAAGUAUUUCAUAACAUACGAUGGUUAGUACGCUUACUUGUAACAUGAGAAAUAGAUUGCUCUAUUUUAUUAAUAUAUUUUUAUUUACCUGUUAAACGCACAAAAUGAAAUGUAGCAAUUUAUUAUACUUAAAGCUAGAAUAGAUUUAACAUAACGUUUAAUUUAUACGACAAUAUUAUUAUUUUUAUAAACA
This is a messenger RNA of Trichoplusia ni (cabbage looper), 4685 nucleotides long. RefSeq names its product hillarin (gene Hil). The record is from RefSeq and is a predicted model, not a curated record. The coding region runs from base 618 to 3056 and encodes 812 amino acids. Lineage: Eukaryota; Metazoa; Arthropoda; Insecta; Lepidoptera; Noctuidae. The transcript is spliced from 15 exons.